Messenger RNA from Tuber melanosporum (Perigord truffle), 498 nucleotides. RefSeq lists its product as uncharacterized. NCBI's taxonomy places the organism in Eukaryota, Fungi, Ascomycota, Pezizomycetes, Pezizales, Tuberaceae. Gene Ontology annotation, biological process: response to oxidative stress. Bases 1 to 372 code for a protein of 123 amino acids. The record is from RefSeq and is a predicted model, not a curated record. The transcript has 5 exons.
AUGGUUAUCAACCCCACCAAUCUCGCAAAGACUACCCGCGUCUCGACCGGCUGGCCGGAUGCCCGCUCUCGAGUAAUAAAAUCUUAUCGGAGCUGGCAGCGAGCUGCCCCAGAGAUCGUAAAGCAGUACCUGCUCCACCUUCCGGCCUCGGCUAUCCGUGCGAAGAUUCGACAGGAGUUUGAGCGGCAUCGCUAUGUGCAGCAGUUGCCGGUGGUGGAUGUGCUCAUCACGAAGAGCAACAUGGAAUUGCAGGAGACGAUGAAUUACUGGAAGCAGAUCCCGCACAUUAUGAAGUACUUCAGGACAGAAGAAGACCCAAGGACCAGGUUAUCUUCGAACUUUAUGAAUAACUUCUUGGAGGGGCGCAAUUAACCACACACCUUUUAUAUGGCCAAUGCCGGGCGGGUAUUGUGGGUGCUUUGAUUUGCUUCCCCGCUUCGUCCGCUAAUGUAUAUCUUUUACAAUAGAAAUAUAACAUGAAGAUACAUAUAAGAAAAA